Molecule: messenger RNA, 8033 nt
Organism: Drosophila mauritiana
Lineage: Eukaryota; Metazoa; Arthropoda; Insecta; Diptera; Drosophilidae
Exons: 15
Coding region: 501-7901 (2466 amino acids)
Source: RefSeq, a predicted model, not a curated record
ACCGCUGCGAAUGCAAUCAACGAGAAACGAGCGAAUUGCAACGAGCAGGCGAAAAAUCACAAAAAGCGGAAAAUCACAACAAUCGUGGGUGCAAACGAAACGGAAAUUGCGAGGCAACGAAAAGUCGGGUCCCGGAAAAUCCAAACGGAUGGCCAAGCGGUGAAACGCUGAUGAAAGCAAAGGCGCACUUGGCGCGAUUCGAGGGGAAAAGCGCGUUGCGUUGCGUUCUUUUCCAAAACCGAUUUCGAUUCCAAAAACCAAACCAAUCCAAUACCCACACUCAUACACUCGCACACCAGCGCACACACACAGACACGCGCGCGCAUACAGUGAGCGAGUGAAAGUGCAUCUACAUCUGUGAUUUCGUAUAUAAUAAUGCGUCGCGCAUACGCGGAUUUGGCCAGCAGAAGCACCAAAGACUAACAAGUGAUCCGGAGCCGGGGACUGACUGAGUUGGCUGGGCUCAUCGACCCACCCACCGCGUGAAAGCCCCGCCAGAAAUGGCCGAUCAGGUGGCGCACACCAAAGAAACGGAUGCAGAUGAGCCGCUGGUCAAUGGCGAACUGCCAAUGGAGGAGGCGCCGCCUUCCUGCUGCCAUGUGAUGUCUCUGUCCUCCAUGGAUGUAGAUGUGGAUGCGGAUGCGGAGGGCGAUGUGGAUGCCACAGCGUCCUCCUCCUGCGUCGCCACCGCUUCCCAGCUGAAUUCGUCGCCACCGCCUGCUGGUGUCCAACAGGCGAAGCCGGCGCGGAGCAGCUCACCGCCAUGCCAGCUCCUGGAGCGGCUCAACUUUCCCGACGGCAACAUCAUCAACACGCUGCACACGAUCCUCGCCCUGCCUCCUUUCGAUCCAUAUGCCCCCGCCCCCAAAGCGGAGACGGUCUACAAGGAGGUCGUAUCGCUGAUGCAGUGGAGCCAGCGGGAAGACAACGCCAUCGAACUGGAGCUCAGCGACAAGCUGCUGCACGAGUGCGAGCACAAGGGCGGCGAUCCCAACGAUGAGACGCGAUCGUAUUUGAUGGCCAUUGAGAACAUGCGCCUGUUCUCUGAGGAUCCAAAGAAUCCGCUGCGUGACGCCGACGGACAGCUGCGUGCAAUUACGCUAUAUUUCCAGAAUCUUGCCUUCAUAUUUGUGAAACACCGGAAGGAGGAGUUCUUCACAUUUUGUUCCUGCAAGGAAUGUCUCGAAUACCGCGAAACCAUCAUGGCCAUCAUGAUGGAUCAAUUUAAGGCUGCGCACAUGGUGGUCAUGUUGCUAGACGUACUGAUCAAGGCCUACAGCCCCAUGUUGAAAAACGAUGCUGCCUACAAUAAGUUUGAGAAGCUGCUUGAGUGCAACAAGGAGAUCUAUUGGAUUACGAGCGGCUACCUCUACGAUAAAAAUGCCGAAUAUCUUGAUUUUAUUGAUGACACAGCGAUCUCCGACAAUAUGAUAUUAGUGCUAUUCAGCGCCAUAUUAAUGGCUAACAAUCCGAUGCUGCUGCUACAAAUACUCGCCUAUAAUGUCGAAUGCAUUGUGAAGGCAUUUUCCGAGGGCAUGAUCGAAAUUGCCCAAAAUAUUCAGGAAAACGAGAAGAUUUCGGCAGAAAGGAUGCUGACAUACAUUCUGGACGGCUACUCUGAUCUGAAUUGCAUCUCGCAGAAGAUCUCGCUCAGCUUGUUUGCGUUUGAAAACGAUUUCCUGCGAAAGUUCAGGCUGUCGUGGGUUCUCCUAUGCCAGCGCCUUUUCCAGCAGCAUGUAUUCACACCCCUGGGUGAUACCAUGCUGGCCUGCAUCCUGUCGUUGAAGGAGGUGGCUCCAUCGGCCCAGACGACGGCGCUGAUUAAGCGGUACAUGCUGUUCGACGAGCACAUGCACUCCAUUGAGCGGCGCUGGACGGACAUCUGGAUCGAGCUAAAUAAGUUUAACUUGUCGCCAACGGAGCACGAGCGUCGGAUGGGCCUGCUCGAUGUGUACAACAUAUUCGAUAAGGUCGUCCUGGACGCCACAUCGUUUUCGCUGCCGGAUAUCAGCGACGAUGAGUUUAUAGACUUCCAGCGCAUCGUCGAUCGCCAGCUGGCCUGGAAGAAUAUCAUGGCCUUCACGAAGCUGAAGUGGCCCGAUGGGUUCUACGAUCCGCCCAAUAAGCUGGUGCACGAGGAUCUCUGCAAGAAGUGCAAUUCACUUCUCGAGCACCAUAACGAGAACUGCAAAUGCAUCACUUGCUCCAUCGCCGGCACUCCUUUGCGACCGCGACAAGCGGGCCAUUGCGCCAAGUGCACAACGCUCGGCAUUGUCGUGAAGGAUCCGAAGCUGAUGAAGUCCAAGAUCCUCAGCACCUGCACCAGUGAUGAGGCCAAGCACAAUGCGGCCAUAGCGGCUACCACGAGCUCCUCCACCUCCACCGCCCAGCAGCAGCGACGCACUAGCGAUCUGCCAGAGGAUGAGUCACCAACAGGCAGCGCCAGCAGUGGAUCGGUGUUCCGUCGCCAGGCAGAGACGUCCGAUACCCUGCGCACCACAUAUCACAUCGCAUGGGCGGUAUUCCAGCACCUGGCCACCAGGAAGCGCUAUCGCCACGAAACCAUCGAGCCGCAGUUCAUCUGCGGUGAGAACUGCCGCGUCUCCGCAUGCCAGCUGGCUAGAAAGAUCCUGUCCAACCAGCUGUCGCCGCUGCUGACCAAAUAUCUGCUGCGCUGCUUCCAGCCGCUGUCGUUUACGCGGGAGGAGCUGCGCUCCACGAUUCCAUCGCUGAUGUUCUUCAAUCGGAAGCUGGCGCCCAGUCCCGCCGAGCUGCAGGAGCUGCGAAACCAGCACUAUGUGUACAAAACAUACUGGACCUUCGUGCUCUCCAUCUACGCCAACUUCUUUGUCAAAUUCAACUCGAGCAGCACGGAUUUCGGUCACCUGGAGCUGCUCAAGGGCGAUCUGCGCCUGCGGCUAAACAGCGUGGUUGGCGACAAGGAGGACAAUCGGUUCGAGCAGUUUCUGGCUCAAGUUAUUGGAUACUCACCUUUCAAAAUCACUGAUGAUUUUACUUUGGGUGAUGCCAACAUAGAGAAGUUGCAAUUUGGAGUGGAUCAGCUAAUGAUGUUGCACGAUUCUCAGAUAAUAAAACGCACUAAACCAGAUAGCACCACUGGCUUAUCGGGUGCCAAAUCCAAGUUAGGGGAAUCGAACGUGCCCCAGUCCGGAGGCAAAAAUGGCGAAGUUGGCGGCAACAAGAAGAGCAAGGAGAAGAUGCGAAAAUGCUGUUCUGACUACGCGGACAUUGGGGAGCCCUGCAAGGAGAAUCAUUCGAAGAAACGGGUAAAAAAGGAGUGCAAUCAUGCGCGCUUCAAUGAGACGCGCGAUCGGCUGCGUAAGAAGCUCUCCCAGAUCGUCAACGAGCGUAAGACCAAGUCCACGGAGGAGGCCACGCCGUCGAAGACCAAAUGCAGCAAGCCGGAGCCAGUUGUGCCGGUGCCCGCACCGGCAGCCAUCCCACCGAAGCGGCCGCCAUCACCCUUCAAUCCGCCAAAGUUACCAGCAGUGUUGGCUGUGGCGGCUCUCGACAGAAUUUGCCGCGAAGUGCACGAGGACGACGACAGUCUACUGCGUCUGGACAGCCUCUGCAAGAGCCUGCAGAGGCACACGGAUGCCACAGACGCCUCGGCUGCGGCUGCUGCUCUGGCCGCUUUCAAGCACGGUAGCGGCAUCCCAGCGGACUACAGCAAAGAGGACAUGAUGCAGGACUUUGCUGAGUUCCUGGGUACCUAUACCUAUACCCGUGAACAGGACCAACAGCGCUGGAUCAAUGAGACGCUCAACUUUAUCGAGGGAAAGUCCCAGCAGCCGCACACCGCGAAUCCGAAGAAAGCGGCCAAGAAGGCCAAGCAAAAGAUGCGCAAGGAGGAGGAGAAACGUAUUAAGGAGCUGGAGGAUCUGCGCUGCCAGUUUCUGGACAUCUAUUUCAAGGAGUUCAUUGACAAGUAUGAGAUGAAGGCCUUGACGGCUGCAGGCGGCCGGAAAAAGGAGAAGAAGCGCAUCGGCGAGCUGGAGGCGAACAUUAAAAACCUUCAGCGGGCAAAGGCUAAAGUGGAGACGGUGAUCCUCGAACUUAUCGCCACCGUCAAGCAGACGAACAGCGAGUUCAAGUUCUCCUACUUGCCUACCAAGCAACAGCAGCUGGCCAAGAUGGCCCAGCUGGAAGAGAUCCUGAACGGAGGCCCGACCACUGCCACUGCCGAACCUGUUAGACAGGAGCCUCCACAGCAGUCUGCGCCGCAGUAUCCCGAGUUCAGUAGUAACGCCUCCUUUUACCAUCCACCCGGACUCGGGCAGCAGAACACGCCCGUAUGUUUCGCACCACCCCAGCAGUCCCAACAUCCGCCCCAACUGUCUCGCGAUGUGAUCGCCGCCAUGGCGGCCAGCUCCAUCACUGCCGAUCCCUCCAAGCGCAUUGUGACAAUACGGCGGGUGCAGCUGCCUCAUCCGGGCGCCGAGCAGCAGGUGACAGUAGUGGCCAAAGGCUGUGCUCCGCACGAGGACAAACUGCUCUACACUUUUGUCAACGGGCAUAUGGUGGCUUCGGGUCCGACACAGCCGGAGGAAACGGCUCCUCGACAUGCCACGGUUCCGGCUACAGCGCCCAGUGUUCCUGAAAAGAGUGCCAAGGCCAAGAAGAAAGAGGCUAAGCGAGCUGCCGCAGCAGCGGCAGCAGCAGCAGCUGCGGCUGAGGCUGAGGCAGCAGCAGCGGCGGCAGCAGAAGCUGCGGCGGAGCAAAAAGCCAAGCUAAAGAACAAGAAGCAGGCGAAGAAGACAGCCGUGGCUGUGGCCACCGCCUCCAGUUCCACAGCGAGCAGCAACUCCUCAAAGUCGCAGACGCCGCAGAGUACGCGCGAAAGCUCGGUGUGCAGUGUUAAGCCAAAGACUGCACCCAAGAAGCCGACUUCCAAGCCACCCAAGGUUGUAGAAGUGACACCACCACCGCCUGUUCCCGAGCCGGAACCGGAGCCACCCAAGAGGCAGAAACGCUUGAAGUCGAGACUGGAUCCUGGCCAGUUGGACAACAAUCCGUGGAAGGCGCUGCACAUGCAAGAUUCGUCGGAGGGAGAGUGGGAAACUGGUAGUGAGUCGGACGAAGGAGUCCCAACACCAGCGCAGCCACCAAUACCAAUAAGGCAGCAGCCCAAGCUGCCAGCUGCUCCGGCGCCCAAGCCCGUUGCACCAACAGUGGUCACAAAGGCGAAGCCGGCUCCAGCCGCAGUUGCAGCACCUGCCAAGAAGGUGAAGCAACAGGAAGCACCGGCCAACCAAAAGCAACCAGCUGCCAAGGCUCUGGCACAGCCUAAGAGCAAAUCGACGUCUGCUUCCGUGGGCAAGUCCAAUCCGCCGCAACAGCAGCAGCAACAGUAUCAGCAGGAAAAGGUGCCGCCUACCAAGAGCCAGCAGCAGCGUCCAGCGGAAUCAUCGAGGAAGCAGAAGCAGGCUCCUGGCAAUCUCGAAUCCAAUCGCAGCGCCCCGAAUCAGCGCUGUGAGCACUCGCAGACGCAACAGGCGCCUCGCGGUGGACGGGUCAAUGGCCGAACAAAGCCCUCGCCUGGAGGCCAACAGCAGCCCGUGCAGCAGCACUCCAACGCUCAUGCGGCGGAGUCCAUUGCUCCGCCAAAGAGGUCGCAGCGUGGAAAGCGCGGACAUCGCCAGAAGCAGGAGGAUCUCUCCGGCAUUCCACACAACAUGGGCUAUUUCAAUCCCAACGAAAUUGCCAUACCGCCGCAGUCGGGAAGCUAUGCCAGCACCCUGGCUCAGCAGCUGCAGCAUUUGCGCAUCAGCCAGCCAGGAGGUAGCUCCAGCUCGAAGGAGGCCCAGUCGCCCAACUGCAGCAUUAUGGACCAGCUGAACCGCGGUGUACAGGUGGAACACCUUUCCCUACCGCCUGGCAUCACCCUCACCAAGGUGGAUCCGGCUAAAAGCGAGCAGUUGCGCCAGAAGAGCGAGUCCAUCCGCUUGCUGUCCAAGCCACUGGCCGAGCAACAGCAGCAGCAGCAGCAGCAACAGCAGCAGCAUCACUUCCAGCAGCAGUCUCACCUCCUGGCCGGCUACUAUGGAGCAGCCGGUGCCGCUGGCAUGGAUCCCAACGGUGUUAUCAUGGUGGAGGCCAACCCACGGCCCAAUCGCAGCCAAGCUCCAGUUGCACCACCCAAUGUGGCUGCAGCGGCCUCCGCAGCGAGCGCCAAUGGAAAAGCCUCCAGGCGUCGUCGCCGCAAUCGUGGAAAGUCUGGUGGCGGGAGCGCCGGAAACCCAGGCAGCUCUGGGCCGGCCAACAAGCAACGAACGGGAGGAGAAGGCGGGGGAUCAGCAGCAGGAGCGGCUGAUGACCAUAUAUUGGCUCACUCGCCAGCCACUGCAGCCACCAUUGAAGCUAACGCCAGUGGUAAUAUCAUCACGCUGCGCAAUCCCAUGUUCCAUCAGGGCAAUGGUCCAGUGGCCGGUGGAGGCAUGAUGCCGCCCAAUCCCAAUCCCAUGCCGCCAGUGCGAAGCUUUGGCGCCGGACUUCCGGUUCCUCCAGCCAUGUCCUUGGACCAGCCUGCCGCGAUCAUCAAGAACGAGAACGGCAUGUUUACCAUACGCAAUCCGGCGCUUCACCAGGCUGUGACCAAUGGCCUGGCCAUGGGAGGCUAUCGCCAGUUCGGAGGCAAUGUCAACUAUUACACGCCCCAAGAGGCUGUGGCGGAAGCGGCACGAGCCGCCCAGCAAAAGCUGCAGCAGCAGCAGGCCAGUGCGGCCGCAGUUGGUCAUGGAGGCGGCGACAGCUCGAAUUUCUCCUACUUCUCCAGUGGCAACAGCAGCGGAAAGAACAACGGCGGCAAUGGCGGCAACGGGACGCACAACAAUAUCAGUAUUAGCUGUACCAACGUUCCCCCAACCAGCGCCGAAAGUCCUGGCCGAUUGGUCGGCGAGGCGGCAGUGAUUGCCCGUCCCAAGCACUCGCAGAAAUGUCUAUCGGCCAUUGGCAGCGAGCUGAAGCAGAAGGCCAGCAAGUGGCCGUGCUUUGGUCAGCAGCAGCAGCAGGAUUAUAGCAAUAAUGCUGGCGGACCAGCGAGCGGAGUGCCACUGCAGGAGCAGUACCAGCAGUCGAGCUACUACAACGGCUUCGAGGUCUUCUCGGCGGCAACGGCUACCGCAUCGCACGGUCCUGGAAACGGCGGCGGAACGACCGAUUGCCACAUGCAUCACAAUUGUGGCGACGACUCUCCGCCGCCCACCAUCACCGGUUUCAAUUCCUAUCUGGAGGGCAUUCCGAACACCGGAGUCAUUCGCUACGACGACGCCGCCUUCCUCAAGAACCUGAUACCGGGCCAGCAUCUCAACAACGAGGUCUCCAUACACAAUAUUUCGGAGUCCAACUUCACACGCAACAACGCGUCGCCGUCGCCGCAUCACGUGGAGAUCACCAGCGUGUUUGGCAACCGGGCCCGCUCCUCCAACGCCUAUGAUCCGCAGCAGCAGCCGCCGCCCGUUCCGGGUGCCAACUACUGCGACAACGUGGCCGCCGACUACGGCAGUGAUUCCCACCUCUUCGGGCAGAACAAUCUGCUGACGCGAAUGGCACAGCCGGCGGUUCCGCCGGACCCCUUUGGCUAUGACUUCGAUCCCUCCUCGGUGGUGCCGGGCGGAGGCUCGAAGGCGGCCAGCGUGGCCAGCGAUCUGAACGAAUUUCUGCGCCGCAGCCCGCUCAGCCAGCGAACAUCGCCGUACAGCCAGGACGAGAAUGCCGCCGCCCUGGAAACCUUCGUGCAGAACAUGAACGCGCUGCAGAUCGCCACAGAUGCAGAGUGCUCGCGGCUGAACGGCACGGCAACUGGAGGUGGGCCGAACGAUGUGGCCUCGGCGGAUGCCACCGCCGGAGGAGCCGCCAAUGCGGCCGCCGCCUGGUGGUGAACCACAUGACACGAGGUGCGCUGCCUGGCCAGCAGAUUGAGUUGAACUCCUCACAUUCAUAACACUCUCUCACAUACGCAGACAUUUCAUCGAUGAAAAGCAGGAAGAAAACAAAAAAACGAAACAUAAAAA